AGCCAGAAAAAAGCAUGGACUCCAUUAUCGAGGUUAACCGUCAAACUCACGAAGAAAUUGAGCAAUAUGAGAGGGCCUUAUACUCCCUUUUGUCCAGAAACCAGCCAACUCACGAAAUUCGCCUGCAAACAGAGCAUAAAGCCGCUCAGGUGCUUGACCGCAUUGCAUCCCGGACGGUGACAUUGAACAAUUUAUACCGCGAUGAGGAUGCUAGGAAGGUAGAACUAGAUGUUCUUUCUGCUCCAGCGCAGCAGAAUGACUUGUCGGAAUUCUACGCGCGGUUGGUGAAGGUUCAAGAACACUACAACAAAUAUCCUGAUGCUGUAGCAGGGGGCUUUGAA
This is a messenger RNA of Serpula lacrymans var. lacrymans S7.9, 341 nucleotides long. RefSeq lists its product as uncharacterized. The record is from RefSeq and is a predicted model, not a curated record. Lineage: Eukaryota; Fungi; Basidiomycota; Agaricomycetes; Boletales; Serpulaceae. The transcript has a single exon. The annotation marks the transcript as partial.